AUGACUACGGCUGCCCAGCAGCACCUGCAGCUACAGAAUCAACUGGCUGCCGAGACUUUCGAUCCUGAUGAAGUUCUUCCACGAGGCAGUCCUCUCAUGAAAGCGCUGCACCCGAAGCUCGAGCUCUCCCCCAGUCCACCCCCGGACAUUCCUCCCGCACAAGUCAGUCUUAGUCCUCCUCCCAUCGACGGCUUUCCAAGGUCUAAUCGCCCAAAGAUUCGCCCCAGCUCCGGGGAUGCCGUUCUCGUGGCAUAUCUCGACAACGGUCGCCGCCCAGAGAUUGCUCGUGCCGCUGGCUAUCGAGCGCUUCCUGGCGCCGACGAGGAGGAAGAAGACGGUCUCCUUGGAGACCCUUCUUCCCCGAGACGAGUUGGAGGAUCGCCAGUAUAUGCUCGAAGUAGCGGUAGCGUACCGCAGUCUCUGGGUGCCAUGACAAGUCCUAGACUCCAGCAUCUUGCGGCUGAUGCUCUCCAGGCUGUCACAACAGAUCCUGUGCGUGCCUCCGUACCAAGGGAGACGCCAGAUAUCGCAUUUUCAACCCGACACUUAUCAAUAAGCGAUGACCGACCACACAACACCACAUAUCAUUUGUCCUCUGGGGAUCCAUCGAAACAAAACGCAACAUCCAACAGCGUAAACAAAUCUCCCAUCACCAUGCUCACGCCAGCUAGCGGCGGCUUGCCGCCUCUACAGAUGGAUUCCCCAAAAUCCGAAUGCAAUGGUCAUAUUCUCCCAUCCAUACGGUCUACACUUGGCGAUAUCAAUCGCAUCCCUUCCGAGCCACCAACCCCAGCCGACAAGGAUAUGCCGACUCUGCACGGAUCCAGCGCCCACUUCUCCCGAUCCCCCCCAGGGACUAUGAGACGCCUGCCCCCGAUGUCCGCACCACAUGUUUCUCCUCCCAUCUCUCCGAAUGAGCCUUACCAACUCAGCCUGCCGUCACCAAGGUCUUUACCUGCAUCCAGUCCGUACAGCGGUUACACUUCCAACGGACUCAACCAUCGGCCAAACACAGAGUAUGUGUCGAGCGCUUGUGGUGAAACACCUAGCACCGACCAAUCUGCCCUAACGCCAUCAACAACCACUUCCGUGGUGGACCGAAUGAGCAUUGACGGUAUAACUAAUCCACCCGUUGGAUUAUAUGCUUGCAACUUUGCGGGAUGCACCGCGCAGCCAUUCCAAACUCAAUAUUUGCUCAACUCUCACGCUAAUGUACAUUCAUCGGCUCGCCCACAUUAUUGCCCUGUCCAAGGAUGUCCUCGGAGCGAGGGCGGCAAAGGCUUUAAGCGAAAGAACGAAAUGAUACGGCACGGUUUAGUCCACGAUUCACCGGGCUAUGUGUGCCCGUUCUGUCCUGAACGGGAACAUAAGUACCCGCGACCUGAUAAUUUACAACGGUCGGUACUUUUCACUUACCUAAAUAUGAGGAUAUAA
This is a messenger RNA of Metarhizium acridum CQMa 102, 1434 nucleotides long. The record is from RefSeq and is a predicted model, not a curated record. NCBI's taxonomy places the organism in Eukaryota, Fungi, Ascomycota, Sordariomycetes, Hypocreales, Clavicipitaceae.